Molecule: messenger RNA, 2121 nt
Organism: Pomacea canaliculata
Lineage: Eukaryota; Metazoa; Mollusca; Gastropoda; Architaenioglossa; Ampullariidae
Product: probable GPI-anchored adhesin-like protein PGA55
Exons: 11
Coding region: 1-2121 (706 amino acids)
Source: RefSeq, a predicted model, not a curated record
AUGCCACAAGGACAAAAAGCAAAGCAAACAAGUGCCCAUGGUGUCACUGGUGUGAAAGGUAGCAGUCAACAUGCAGGCAAGAGCAAGGUUAUUUUUGAGGAAGAAAAAAGAAGUAUGGCUGGUGCAUCAAGCUCUAAUGACACAUCUGUGAGAAGCGCUAAUAGCACAGAAACUGCCCCUUGCAUCUUACAAACAGCUGAGGUGAAGACGGCUGCCAUAAAAGUGGGUAUUGGCAUAGACACUGCAACCGUCACACCUGGAGGAUCAGCCACUACAAGAAAGAGGGGGAGGCCACGCAAAAAUUUGGCUGGUCAGAGUCCAGAAGUUGGUGGAAAAGAUGAAACUGCAUCAAAACAGCCCAAGCUGAUGGACAAAUCUUGUAAUAGCAAAAAUACAUGUGCAAUCACUGUAAUACAGCAUGAAGGGCCUUUAGAAAAAGGUACUGAAUUAAAGCAGUUAAAUCUGGAAGUCAGCGAAAAACAGGAUGACAGACUUCAAAAAGCAUUGGUCAGCGAUGGUUUGGUGCCUCAAAACUCAGCUGUCUUUAGGAAUCAAAAUAUUCCAGCAGUCAAGUCUCACUCACCUGAUCAGGCUGAGCCUGUCCAUACAGAAGUAAACAUGUGUAAGGAUGCAUUUACUCCACGUCGCAGUGGACGAGGUGUUGUGCCCAACCGACGCUUCCAGGAUAUGGAGGUAGACUUUGGUCGCAGGAAGAUAAAAGAGGAUAUGCCAGAUGAUAAGAAACUUGGUAAACUUAAGUACAAGGUACAAGGAGGUGAUAGUGUAACUUGUAAACCUGAAAGAGGCACUUUGGCAAAGGUAGAAGAAGAUUUUUCCAUACCAAGAAAUGUUAAAGCAGUGAAUAAAAGAAAGCUGGCUGUAUCCUCCAAAGCUGUCCAAGAUACUUCUGUACUGACCGAUUCAAAAUCUGUGAGGCAAAAUUCUGAAAGAUCAGAGACCUUGUCAAGCCCUUCUAAAGCAAAAGAGGGUACUUUGGAGCAAAAACUUGAUUCUUUGCCAGGCGCAGCAAAAAUUUCCAUCCAACCCAGGGAGAUGAGGCAAAGUAGCAGUGCAAAGUCUGAUCAGGUGGUCAGUCCUGGUGUAGGGCGGAUCAUUGUGACGGAAAAGAACGUUCCUGAAAAAGACGAUUUGUUGAUGUCUUACAUGACAGUUGAUCAUAGCAAAACAAUUCCAGUUAUCAUUGCUGAGCUACAUAAAAAUGCUGUUGAGUCGGUAGAAGAUGCUGUAGAGACUCCAUCCGAAGACAACCAGACACACAUUGUUAUGUUAUCUGGAGAUUCAGCAGCACAGUCAGGUGUAGUUAAACAGCAGGGAAAUCUACCAAAGGAAUCAGUGGAGGUAACUGACAUGUCAGAGCCACAUCAAGGACCAAGGGUACAAGAGGAAGUGGUCAACAUAUGUAGUGUUGAAACAGACAUUGCUCUUCCAGAACAUUCAGACAUGACUGGUCAAUCAUCACCCUCUGAAAAUCAGCACACACAGCAGGAGGAAAAAAUAACCAUUGCUGCUGCAGCUGAAAAAGAUGAAGCUACUAAUGUUCAAGCUGUCUCAUCUACAGACAAGGUUAAUGAAAGUGGUCCCACUUUCACAAAUGCACCAUUUACUGGGAAAGCUUCAGUAACUAGAGAGAACAGCUCACCUCUAGCCACUUCAUCCUAUACAGAUAGAAAGGGCAUAUCUUCUAUUAUAACAUUGGGAAGCUCACAGAAUAAGUUUUCUACCAGUGGUACCCAAACUCCUUACCAUCGAAAAAGUCCUGCUGAAGGAAGUGUCAUAACUAUCCGUGUCCAACCACCCAGCAUCAGCAGCCACUCGAGACCUGAUGAUCCACUGAGUUUGAAAAAAGAGAAAGAGGAGAUGGAGCCUGUGGAGGUGGUUGUCAGGGAUGAUGGGCAGGAGGAGAGUAGCAGUGGGGGUAGUGGGGAUGUGACAGAGGUCAGAGAGGAUGACCCAUCUUACUACAGUGUUGAUGAGGCAGGUGUGUUUACCUGUGUUACUUGUGACUAUAAGACGACAAAGAAAGCUAACUUCUACAAGCAUAAACGCAAACAUCUUGCCUUUGCCAUUCCCAAGGGUAAAAAGACUUUGUACACAGCAUGA